GCCGAUCCGGGCUUCAGCUUUCUUUCUGAGGAAGAGGCUCCUGUGGUGCGGGGCUCUUUGGCUCUGUUCGCUCCUGUUCCUGACUCACCGCUGUUCGCUCUUGGCGAGGAACAAGUCGGUCAGGACGCCGCGCCGCCGCCAUGGCUUUUAAAGAUACUGGAAAGACACCCGUGGAGCCAGAGGUGGCCAUUCACCGAAUUAGGAUUACCCUCACCAGUCGCAACGUGAAAUCCCUGGAGAAGGUGUGUGCUGACUUGAUCAGAGGUGCAAAGGAAAAGAAUCUCAAAGUGAAAGGACCCGUUCGCAUGCCUACUAAGACCUUGAGAAUCACUACAAGAAAAACGCCUUGUGGUGAAGGUUCUAAGACAUGGGAUCGUUUCCAGAUGAGAAUCCACAAGCGACUGAUUGAUUUGCACAGUCCUUCUGAGAUUGUUAAGCAGAUUACUUCCAUCAGUAUUGAGCCAGGAGUGGAAGUUGAAGUCACCAUCGCAGAUGCCUAAGGCAACUGUUUUAAUAAAUUGAUAAUCAAUUGUUAAAA
Molecule: messenger RNA, 538 nt
Organism: Fukomys damarensis (Damara mole-rat)
Lineage: Eukaryota; Metazoa; Chordata; Mammalia; Rodentia; Bathyergidae
Gene: Rps20
Product: ribosomal protein S20
Exons: 4
Coding region: 141-500 (119 amino acids)
Biological process (GO): translation
Cellular component (GO): cytosolic small ribosomal subunit; ribosome
Molecular function (GO): RNA binding; structural constituent of ribosome
Source: RefSeq, a predicted model, not a curated record